Messenger RNA from Triticum aestivum (bread wheat), 1282 nucleotides. Its product is annotated as cold-responsive protein kinase 1. The transcript has 3 exons. Gene Ontology annotation, biological process: protein phosphorylation. NCBI's taxonomy places the organism in Eukaryota, Viridiplantae, Streptophyta, Magnoliopsida, Poales, Poaceae. Gene Ontology annotation, molecular function: ATP binding; protein kinase activity. Bases 211 to 1116 code for a protein of 301 amino acids. The record is from RefSeq and is a predicted model, not a curated record.
AGGAUUUCCACCAGAAAAACCAGCUAGGGAGAGGAGGAUUCGGCCCUGUUUAUCUGGUACAAUUCCAUUUUAAUCCCAGCAAUCUUAGCACAACUGAACAGAGGUGUUCUGAAUUUUGAUGUUGUGCAGGGGAAGCUGGACGACGGCCGGAAAGUGGCGGUGAAGCAGCUGAGCGUGGGCAAGUCGGGGCAGGGCGAGUCGGAGUUCUUCAUGGAGGUGAACAUGAUCACCAGCAUCCAGCACAAGAACCUGGUCCGCCUCGUCGGCUGCUGCUCCGAGGGCACCGAGCGCCUGCUCGUCUACGAGUACAUGAAGAACAAGAGCCUCGACAAGAUCCUCUUCGCGCCGGCCGACGCGCCGGCGACGGCGCCGCCGUUGCUGGACUGGCGCACCCGGCACCAGAUCAUCAUCGGCAUCGGCCGCGGGCUGCAGUACCUGCACGAGGAGUCCAACCUGCGCAUCGUCCACCGCGACAUCAAGGCCAGCAACAUCCUCCUCGACGACAAGUUCCAGCCCAAGAUCAGCGACUUCGGCCUCGCCCGCUUCUUCCCCGAGGACCAGACCUACCUCAGCACCGCCUUCGCCGGCACGCUGGGGUACACGGCGCCGGAGUACGCCAUCAGGGGGGAGCUCACGGUGAAGGCCGACACGUACAGCUUCGGCGUGCUGGUGCUGGAGAUCAUCAGCAGCAGGAAGAACACUGACCUUAACCUCCCCAACGAAAUGCAGUACCUGCCCGAACACGCAUGGAGGCUGUACGAGCAGUCCAAGAUCCUGGAGCUGGUGGACGCUAGGGUGCAGGGCGGCGAGGGGUUCGAUGUGAAGGAGGUGAUGCAGGUGUGCCAGAUCGCGCUGCUCUGCGUACAGCCGUACCCGAACUCGAGGCCGGCCAUGUCGGAGGUGGUGCGCAUGCUCACCAUGAAGACCGACCAGUCCAUCCCGGCGCCAGCCAAGCCGGCGUUCCUCGACAGGAAGAACCUCAACGGCGACAGGGACGCCGCGUCCUCGGACACCGCCACCAUGGAGAUGAUGAGGUCGCCGGCGGGCUACUGGAUGAUGACGCCCUCGCCCAUGCUCGAGGUCGACAGGCCCUACGACAUGAGCUUCGGCAAAUGAUCCAUGGCGCGCCGCACGCAGCACCGUGAAAUUCGUGACCGAUGAUUCCAUGCUAGCUUUACACAAGUACGAGUAUCUGUUUAUUGCCUUUUCUUGUAGAUACCACGAACAUUUUUUAGACGAAACAACAGUAUGUAUACGGUAUACCGACGCAAUCAGUGUAGUU